AUGGCUGCGAUACUACCCCCAGCCCAGAGUGCUGAAAUACCUAGGGUGGAUGAACUCUGCUUAGCUGAAGUUGAUGUUACCCCAGUCACCUCCUUUCUGCCAUCGCUCACAAUCAAGGGACUGGGGUGCAGGUUUCAGCAGAUGCCAACUCAGUUUUACCUAAAGGGCAGAGCCCGUAAAUCUCCAGCAGGUCAGCACAGACACUGUGAGAAAUGCUUCAACCGUCAUUGCCACAUUCCAAUGGAACCUGAUGUUUCCUGCCUAGUGAUAAACUGCCACCUACUCUGUGGUGCCACCUUCCACAAGUGCAAAGAGACAGAACACAAACUCCUCUGCCCUUUAGAACAAGUUCCGUGCCUCAAUUCUGAAUAUGGUUGUCCCCUUUCCAUGUCCCGCCACAAGCUGGCCAAGCAUCUGCAAGUUUGCCCUGCUAGUGUGGUCUGCUGUUCCAUGGAAUGGAAUCGCUGGCCAAAUGUGGACUCCGAAACACCUCUUCAUGAGAACAUCAUGAAAGAGAUACCUAGUGAGGAGUGUUUGGACACAGCUCUGGCCCUCCAGGACCAGAGGGUCCUUUUUAGCUCUUUGAAGAUGGUUGAACUUUUCCCAGAAACUAGAGAGGCCAUUGAACAGGAACAGACUAUAAAUGGUGAAGCCAGUUGGGAGAAAAUGGAAGGAGCAGUCGGUGGAGUGGAUGUUUCUUUGGUGCCCAAUGGCUCUCUGUCCACAAUCAAUGGAGAGAUGGCAGAGCUGAACCAGGAAGAAAGAGAGGCAUUGGCCAAAACCAAAGAAGGAAUGGAUCUUGUCAAGUUUGACAAGUGGGAAAACAUAUUUAGCAAAGAGCAUAAGGCUUCUGCCUUAACAAAUUCAUCCAUAAUCUGUGAGAACAAAAGCAACAAUAGUUCUGGCAAAGAAAAGACUUUCAGCAACAGAAACAUAGUAGAAGAGAGUGCUGCCAAUGGGAAAGACCCAGAAAAAAAUCAGAAACAGGAUAUCUUUCAUGCAGCUAUAGAAACAACAGGGCUGGCUCCUUGGCAGGAUGGUGUUUUGGAACGACUGAAAACAGCAGUGGAUGCAAAGGACUACAACAUGUAUCUGGUGCACAAUGGGAGAAUGCUUAUUCACUUUGGUCAGAUGCCUGCUUGCACACCUAAGGAGAGAGACUUUGUUUAUGGUAACCUUGAAGCUCAGGAAGUUAAGACUGUUUACACCUUCAAAGUUCCUGUAAGCUACUGUGGAAAGCGGGCUCGGGUUGGAGAUGCUAUGUUGAGUUGUAAGCCAAGUGAACAUAAGGCAGUAGAUACUUCUGAUUUAGGGAUCACUGUGGAAGAUCUACCGAAAUCUGAUCUUAUCAAAACCACCCUUUUGUGUGCUUUGGAAAGAGAACUCAAAGGUCAUGUCAUCUCUGAAUCUAGGAGCAUAGAUGGGUUGUUCAUUGACUUUGCGACACAGACAUACAAUUUUGAGUCAGAACAGUUUCCCUCUGAGACAGUGCUGGCUGAUCUCAUCACUUCUCCUCAUGCAAGAGGUCUCCAUGUGGAACUCCAUAGUGAGUGUGUGACCAGAAGACACAACAAAAGCAGCUCUGCUUUCACUUUCACUUGCAACAAGUUUUUCAGGAGGGAUGAAUUCCCACUACAUUUCAAGAAUGUCCACUCAGACAUUCAGUCAUGUCUCAAUGGCUGGUUCCAACAUCGAUGCCCCCUGGCCUACUUGGGAUGUACGUUCACUCAAAAUCACUUCCGUCCUCCAGGGCAAAAGGCAAAACUGAUCUAUAGUCAGGAGCUCCAGACCUUUGCCAUUAAGCCUGAAGUUGCUUCAGAAUUGAGUGAAGUAAAAAAGAGUAAUCACCUCUCUGGUCAAGGAGGAAAAAGUCAGAAUUCUCUAACAAGUCUGCCUCUGGAGAUUUUGCAGUACAUUGCUGGAUUCUUAGAUAGCAUAAGUCUUUCUCAACUCUCCCAGGUGUCUGUGCUGAUGAGAAAUAUCUGUGCCACUUUGUUACAAGAAAGAGGAAUGGUCCUUCUGCAAUGGAAGAAAAAGAAGUAUUCUCAUGGAGGUUCCUCCUGGAAAGUUCACAGAGAGAUCUGGCAAUUCAGCAGCCUCUUCUCCAAAAUCAAGAGCUGGGAGUUUAAUGAAGUCGCAUCCAUGUCUGAACACCUGAAAACCUGUCCUUUCAAUGUGGUUGAGCACAAGACAGAACCAAUUCUUUUGACUAGCAUGUGUCAGCCCCAUGAGCAAGUCCAAGAGAGCUUAGUAAGCACCUUUAGAACUAAACCUCAAGGAAGACAUAACUAUUAA
Messenger RNA from Suncus etruscus (white-toothed pygmy shrew), 2295 nucleotides. RefSeq names its product F-box protein 40 (gene FBXO40). Gene Ontology annotation, cellular component: cytoplasm. Lineage: Eukaryota; Metazoa; Chordata; Mammalia; Eulipotyphla; Soricidae. Gene Ontology annotation, molecular function: protein binding; zinc ion binding; ubiquitin protein ligase activity. The record is from RefSeq and is a predicted model, not a curated record. The coding region runs from base 1 to 2295 and encodes 764 amino acids. The transcript has 4 exons.